Molecule: messenger RNA, 7012 nt
Organism: Rana temporaria (common frog)
Lineage: Eukaryota; Metazoa; Chordata; Amphibia; Anura; Ranidae
Product: desmoglein-3-like
Exons: 16
Coding region: 186-3623 (1145 amino acids)
Biological process (GO): homophilic cell-cell adhesion
Cellular component (GO): plasma membrane; desmosome
Molecular function (GO): calcium ion binding
Source: RefSeq, a predicted model, not a curated record
CCAAGAUUAUGGGUGGAGAAAUAGACUGUGCUGUACAGCAUCCUUAGUUCAUCCCUCGCAAAAGGAAAGGCACCUUUUAACAUCUAAGUGUGAAAGAAGCUAGGAGGGAGCACCCUACACUCCAACUACUGGGAAAGGAAUAGAAUCCCUGCUGAGAGUGCUGGGUAGCACAGAUACUUCUCACAAUGAACUGGAAGCUGUUUACCUAUAUCAAUGUCUUCAUACUGUCACUGAUAUCUUUGCAGUGUAGCUGUAACUGGAAUGUGCAGGUAAAUAAAGGAAAAAAUAAAUAUGGAAACAUCACAUGGCAGGAAGUCCAAUACAGCACACGACCAAAGCGUACAUGGGUCGUACCUCCAUUGAUUAUGAGAGAAGGAGAAGAUAACAGACCCAGGAAUCCUAUAGCAAAGGUUCGUUCUGACUUGGAGGUAAAGAAGGGUGGUAUACUUUAUAGAAUUACUGGACAAGGUGUGGAUCAACCACCGUACAAUGUUUUUAUUAUGGAUGCCAAAACUGGAUACUUGAAUGUGACCAAUGCCAUUAUUGAUCGUGAAGAAACGCCCUUUUUAUAUUUAACAGUCCAUGCUGUGACCGCAAGUGGCCAAGAAGUAGAAAAGCCCCUAAAGAUGACUGUCAAAAUUCAAGAUAUUAAUGACAAUCCACCAAUAUUCGGGCAAGCUAUAUUUGCUGGUUCAGUGGAAGAGAGAAGCCAAGCAAACACGCUGGUGAUGCAACUCAGUGCUUUUGAUGCCGAUGAACAAAAUACUGUAAAUUCUCAAAUCGCUUAUAAAAUUCUCUCUCAGAGUCCUUCGGAUCCCCCAAUGUUCAUUAUAAAUCAGUACACUGGUGAAGUCUUCACAAUAUCAAAUUUUCUCGACAGAGAGGCAUAUAGUACAUACAGCCUUUACGUUAGCGGCUCAGACUUGAAUGGGGCUGCUGGUGCACUUUCUGGGCAGUGUGGUGCUGACAUCAAAAUUCUAGAUGUGAAUGACAACUUUCCUGUACUUGAAUUUGAAUCGUACUCAGUCAACUUUGCGGAGAACAUGAUCGGUUUAACUGACUUGAGGAUGAAAGUGUUUGAUGCUGAUGAAAUGUACACUGAUAACUGGAUUGCAGUGUUUGAGAUUGUGUCUGGCAAUGAAGGCGGGUGGUUUGUGAUUGAUACAGAUGCUCAGACAAAUGAAGGCGUUUUGAGAAUUGUUAAGGCACUUGAUUAUGAAUCAAUGCAAAUGGCCAACCUCGCUAUUCUAGUGACCAACAGAGCUGCUUUUCAUUAUUCCGUGAUGUCUGAAUAUCAAGCAAAAAUGACAAGCGUUAAUGUUCAUGUACAAAAUGUGAUUGAAGCACCAGUAUUUGUUCCAAAUAAUAUUCAUCUGACCAUCCCUCAGGGUUUAAGCCAAGAAGAAUUAUUGCAAUAUGUGCUUGGAAAGGUUACAGUUAUAAAUCAGGAAACGGGCCAGGCUGCCACAAAUGUUGUGUAUUCGUUAGACAGUACUUCAAGUAGAUGGUUUAUAAUUGAUUCUACAACUGGUGAAAUCAAAAUGACUCUUGAGAUGGCACGAGGGAAUGGUCCAACAGAUGCACCCAACGCAACAUUUAAUGGAUUAAUCUUUGCUACAGUAGACGGAAACGAUCCGAAUAUUCGACCAGUAGGAUCCACCAAUUUUACAGCAAGCUUAGGUCCCUCAAUCCCAGUACCAAUUGGAGUGUGCCCAUCGAUUACUGCAGAGCCCCGUCUCGUAUGUACUGGGAAUAGGAAAGCAAUUGUUAAUGCAUAUCAAAACCCAAGUAAUGCUCCCUUUAAGAUAACUUUGUCACCUAACGCUGGCUGGUCCACGGAACCUUUAAAUGAUACAGCUGUCUACGUGGUUGCAGCAUCAGGAUUGGGUCCCGGAAAUUACACUGUGAGAGUCUAUGUUUCAGACAAAAACAAUUUAGCCUGUCCUGAUCCAGUCGACAUUACUAUAACAGUCUGUGAUUGCACUUCUGGUGGAAGUUGUGAUGCCACAAAACUUGUAGGCAAAAGUGUUUCUCUUGGCCCAGCUGCAAUUGGUCUUAUGGUUUUGGGAUUUUUAUUGCUUUUGUUGGCUCUUCUCUUACUACUACUGUGUCUAUGUGGAGCUGGAGCUGGAGCUGGGACACAAUUUGUUCCUGUUGCUUCUGGAUAUGAAGGUGCUUGUCAUCAGUGGGGAACCGAGGGUGCAAAACCUGAAGAUGUGGAUAUGACAAGUAUGCUUAUAACUUCACCCUGCGCAGGUUCAGAGAUUCAGCAAGGCAAUUAUGGAGAUCGACUAAAAGAAGAAGCAAUGGCAGUCCGAUCAGCAAGUGGUGGAAUUGGUGGAAUCAGUGGAAUUGGUGGAGUCAGUGGAAUCGGUAUAAGUGGUGCUGGAAGAGGUACUUCCACUACUGGCUUUGAAACCUUUGGAGAUGGGGGAGGAAGAUAUACCAUGGAGAGAGAAUUUAAUGGCUCACUAGUUGGAACUCUGCCACCAUCAUACAGAGAGGGUGGCACCAUGAAUAUGGCUUAUGUGGAAAACUACUUUGCUGAUAAAGCAGAAGCGUUUGCCAAUGAGGAUGAGGGCCGCCCAUCAAAUGAUUGUCUUCUGAUCUAUGACAAUGAAGGAGUUGGAAGCCCAGCUGGAUCUGUGGGGUGCUGCAGUUUUAUUGCAGAUGACUUUGAUGAGGACUUUUUGGAUACAUUGGGACCAAAAUUUAAAACAUUAGCAGAAAUAUGUAUUGGUUCAGAGAUUGAUAUACCUGGGGGGAAUCAGUCACGGCCAUUUACCAAUGUUCCAAUUGUAGAAACUGACACAAAUGUUAUGUUCAAUGAGCCUAGCUUGAAUGUUCCUGGUAACCGCUCUGUAUCAGCUAACAGUUCUGCCUUUGUCACUGAAAGCUCAUUUCCAUCUACUAGCUUCAAACCAGCUAUGCCUGUACAAGGCAUUCCAGGUAAUGUAGUUGUAACUGAAACCUACACCACCACUGAGAACCCCAUGAGACCAGUUGUACGUACUGUGGAGCCAAGUAUGCCUUCUAGCAUUCUGGUUACAGAAAGGGUGUUAGGCUCUACUUCUACGCCACAUGGGGUAUUUACCAAUGUACCUAAUAGUUCCAAUGUCAUUGUAACAGAGAGGGUCCUCCGGCCAUCAUCUGGUGUCCAUGAAUUUAUAGAAUUACCGAAUUUGCAAAGUCUACCUGAAUCAUCCAAUGUUGUUUUAAGGGAACGUGUUGUAGCUCCUAGUACCUCAAGACAUUCCAACACAUUCAAUUAUCCAGACAUAAGUGAUACCCAGAAUGUUGUAGUCACUGAGAGAGUAAUACAGCCAUUUACCACUGAGACAGUAAUGCAACCAGUCUCCACUGAGAGGUUAAUGCAGCCAAUCUCCACUGAGAGGUUAAUGCAGCCAAUCUCCAAUGUACAAGGAGGUUUAAGCUAUCGCCCUGACAUGGGUAGCUCUCAAAAUAUAUAUGUGACAGAGAAAACCGUACGGUCUGGCCCAGCUACAACAACCCAUAUGUUGAGUGCAGAACCUUUGAUGAUGCAAUCAGUAGGUUCCACAUCUCCUAGCCUAACCCGCAGCUCUGUUAGGACGUACAGCACAGUCCAGUACACUAAAAAAUAAGAAUUUGUGUACUUCAAAUACAAUGUAGAUGAUUUCUCUAAACAUCAACCACAGAUUAGAAAUAAACUUUAAUCAUUCUGCAUCAGGCUUCUUUAUUGCAGCCCGCAGUGGUUUAUGAAUUAAAAUUUAACACCCAGCCCCAGAAAUUCUUUGGUUAAGAAAGACUCCAAUUCCUAUGUCAUUUUUCUAGCUUGAUGCUUUAAGAAAUGUUUUAAAUAUAAAAUGUAAAUAUAAAUAUAAAUAUAAAGUACUGAAGUGCUAUAAUUUUUUUUCAUGAAUUUGGUAGGUGUAGCUCUCAAAAGAGCUCAAAAUUAUUGUACUCUGUUUCAUUUGAGUUUUAAAUGUCUGUUAUAUAUUGGAAUGGUCGAAAAAACCUACGGCUGUUUGCGGUCUUUGCUAAUAAUAAUAAUAAUAAUAAUACAUGUAAAAAAACAGAGUAGUCACUUAGCUUUGUGUAUUCAUAGAGGUUUUUUUCAAAAGCUGGGAAAAUUCUUGGCUUGUCAGUACAAAUGUAUUUAUAUAACUGGUCAAAGAAAUACAUGGUGUGUAGGCUACAUGGUAUUCUUAAAGUGUACUCCAUUUUUUCUCUACUUUGAAAAAUUACCCAAUCUCCUAGUCAGUAUAAAGUGAUGCAUAGAAUCCUGCCACUUCCUACUUUCAAAGCACUGACUAGGACAGUUUUCCUGCUAAAGGCAACAGUCAGUUAAUCGCAUAAGGAGGAAAUGACGUUGCUUGGGCUGUUUUCAUUUUUGGCAAGGUUACAACGAAGCUAGAUAGUAUUGUUUUGCCAGUAUUAGAAAAACCAUAAAUUAUAAAAUGGCUCAUGUAGCAAUUAAAUAUAUUGAAAGUUCAAUGAAAGUGGAGUUACUCUUUAAAUACAUACCUUUCAUUCAGUCCCUAUAUCUGCAGGAAAAUGAAUUACAAAUAGAAAUAAAAAGUGCCAUAACAUCAGUUUCAGCACUGAUAUCUUACCUAUAGGAAUAUUUUUUACAAUCACUUGGUGUCUUCAUGCAUACCAUGUCAAAUAACGGGUGCAUAAUUGUAUAGGAAUUUUCUAUGAGUACUAAACAAAAAUAAAAAAAGAUAACUACAUUACAGCCUACAAGAACUCUGCAAGUACAGAAAAAUACCUGUUCAUCUGCCAUAAAUCAAUGGGCACCAAACUUUUUAUGCACCUUGACUUGGCUGUACCAAAAUCCCAAACUGAGUGUAAGAUUUACCCUGUCUCCUGGACUACAGAAUAUUCCCCCAUUUAAUGGAGAUGAGGAGGAGGAAAUGUUCUGUAGUCCAGGAGACGAGAACAGGGCAAGGCUGACCAUACUGUAGGGAUUACUGCUUGCAAUUUUCUGUACUUGUAGCCCCUUUGAAAGGACAAAAAUCAUGUGCAUGUAUUACAUAGAAGUACAGAUUUUUUUCUUUCCCCCCAGACAUUCAUUUUUAUGCAGGGUUACUUUAUAUUUGAUACUGUAAGUACUGUACUGCAAGUAUGUGGUACAAAAUGAUAUAAUGUAAAAUAUGUACAUUUGUGAUGUGCUGUAAAUAUAAAAAUGUCAUACAUGUUUGCCAUUUACUAGAAAAAAUAAUAAUCUUGGUUACAAUUGUGGUAUGGUUUACAAAAGAACAGAUAACUAUUAACAAUGUUUGGUUCAUAGACUUAGAAAUAAAAAAAAUAAAAAAAAAACAAUAAGUUAUUCUUAAGUAGCCUAAAUAUAUAUAUAUAUGAAUUAAAUGAAGAAACUUGGAGAUGAGAAUAAUAAUUCCUUUAGUUUUGCUCUAAAUGUUUAUCAAUCAACUCCAAAACAUUUGGUAUACAAUUCUGAUCAUUUACAUUCACUUUAGAUUCUUGAGAAGUGGAUACAAAUGUAAAUAUGAUAUGUAUUAUAAUCACUAUAACACAUUAAUCUAUCAGUCUUUUCAUAUGUAUUUUUUCUAAAAAAAUUACAUCAUAAUUUCAUGAGUAAAAAUAUUAUAGACUUUCCUAUAAAAAUUGUUAUCAAUAUGCCAAUGAGAAAAUACAUAUUUAAACACUUAAGUGUAAUUUCAGCCAAAACAAUUUUUUUUCUUUAGUUUUGAAUAGAGUAACGAAGGAUAAAAGCCCUGGUUCAUUUUACUGUUAUAUGGUGCUUUGUUAGAUAAAUUUCCCCUCUUUAACAGUCAUGGUGACAACUGAUUUACUAGACAGGAAUUGAGAGAAUUUUUUGCAACAGGGACAAAGACUUCAAUAAAUAGCUAUUCUGGCCAAACACAUAUACCUCUAAUUUCAAAAACAAUCAGAGUGCUCAGCCAAUAGGUUUAAGAGUGAAUGAAAAAUGACCAGCACAUCAAUGUUCCCAUGAAGAAGAAAACACCAACAUUGUGGAGACCCACAGUCCUUCCCCAAUCCUUUCCCAAUUCUAUGCUAAACUAAACCAAAAUCCAUUUUGGCUGUGCAUACACAUUAAUGAGUACUAGCACACUUGGUUGCAAACAGUGGUAUAAAGACAUACAAUUUUGCCCCUUAUAAAUAAUGUAAAGAGCGAAGGCAAAAUGUGUUUUUUGUUGAUAGAUUACUGUGGGGUUUAAUCAUAUGUAGUAUUGUAAACUUUUUGUGCUUUUUGAGUUUUGGGAAUAAAUAAAACACAUUUUUCUCUUGCCGGUUAUUUAGGUAAACCACAGUUGCUUCAGGCUCAUCAGGCUACUUGAACUGAAAGCAUUCUGAGAACUGCAAUUCAGCUAAAUCUAGAGGGACUCCUAGUUAUUUUAUGCAGAGGCUCUGCUUUGUUCCUGCUCCUUCCCCAACUAGCACAGGACCAAUGGUUCAUACUAGUACUCAAUGGUUUAGAGACCUUCCACACAUUAUAUUCUUCAGGUGUCGCAGCUUGGUGUUUUAUAAGCAGUAUUCUCUUUAUUAGGCUUCAUUAAAAUCUGAUUAGCUAGCUGAAAUUCCAAAGAGGUUAGUGUUUUCAAAUUUUUCCUUGGUUGGGUACUGGGGUUUAUGCAAGUAUGAAAAUGUUAUCCUACUAUCUAAAGUACUAAAGAUAUUGGUUUUAAAAUGUACUGGAAAAUAACUGUUUUAUGUCGGUCUGUAAAAAUAGUGUGGUGAUGUUAUGGCUUCCCCGCUUAGCAGCCAAAUUUCCUUUAAAUCUAGUGUGCCUACCAGUACUUAGAUGUUCCUAGGACUUGGGCAUUAUAUUUGAACAACUGGAAUGCCUGCCAAGAAUUUCAUAGGGAGACUUCAAGUGUGCCUGUGACAGAUGAUCCAGAGAAGAUAGGAAAUCUAUGUCUGGGUAGGAAGUCUGGACCGUUAACAUACUGAGUGUGUACUCCAUAAUCUGAUGCAAGGUUCAGGGCAGGUGGCGUUGAAAACGAGUAGUCCAAAUCCAAGCAAAGGGACAGACAAGGCAGAAUUC